Messenger RNA from Fusarium verticillioides 7600, 2259 nucleotides. RefSeq lists its product as hypothetical. Lineage: Eukaryota; Fungi; Ascomycota; Sordariomycetes; Hypocreales; Nectriaceae. The record is from RefSeq and is a predicted model, not a curated record. The transcript has a single exon. The coding region runs from base 1 to 2259 and encodes 752 amino acids.
AUGGCGCAGUAUAGCCAAGUCCACCAGGGCGUUUACGAGAUGGGACUACAUGAGCCUUCGACGUAUCAUUCAACCUGGAACCCCAACGAUCCGUCUAGCUACGGCUACUCCCCCACCGGAAAACCUGCGCCGUAUCCUACAAACAUCGAGUUCGAAGACAGCCAACGCCUCAUACACCAAAAUGCCCCGACAGGCUUCCAACGACCAGCAAAACGUCAACCAUUGAAAAAAAGACUUGGGAAAACCGGAUUGACAAUCAUAAUCCUCGGGACGAUCGUCAUUAUCGUCUCAUGCAUUCUACUCGUCUAUCUCUGGCAAGGGGCCGAAAAAGCACGCAACAGACAACCCCGAGGCAAAGAAUGGGACAGAAUCAUCUUUGAAAACUAUGCUGCACAAGUUGCAACGCUUUGCUCCGCUGCGAUACGAGUAUCGAUGGAUUUGCAGACUUGUCUCGCUGCUGCUGCGAUGGCAGCCAUUGUCCUUGAGACCGCCGGUUGUCGAAUCUCUGAUCUGGCGAGGUUAUCAAUUUCCAGAGCCUCCAGUUGUGAUGCAAGUCCGUGGGAUAUCUUCCUGAUAACAAAAUGCAACAGGAAGACCUUGUUCCACUGUAUCAUAUUGCUCUUUAGUUUCCUCCUCAGCCUUGCUAUGACUUUUACGUCGACGAUCUUGCUUUUCGACUUUAAGGCGCUUCCGAUCGCUGCACCGAUGGUCUCGGAGUCAAUUUACGUUGGGUUUGAUAUAUCAAAGGAUACAGCUAUGUUUUCUGGUGUAUCGUACUGGCAGUCCAAACCAUCAGCACACUGGCGAUUUGCAGAGACGCGGCCUUCGAGUCAGAGACUUGCGCCUACGGAUGUAGCAGACACAGGAGAUGUUUAUCGAGCGAUGAUACCGAUGGCAAAUGUUGAUAAUCGCACUUCUUUGGAGUAUUACUCUGGACCUACGAUUGUCACAAACAUGAGGACAGCAUGUGUAGCACCGACGUUUGACAAUGCUACACUCGAGUAUAUAUACACUGGAAGCAACGCCACAGAAGGCCUUUAUCUUCAAGCGGAGUUCAACGCUUCGACCGGUUGGGAAUCAGGACCUAGCAUUAACGGUUCAUAUCCAGCGACACUCUCGUGUCGUAUCAACAACGAAUGGUACCAAACAAAUUCAACAUCCUGGCCAAUAUCGUUCUGCAGUUUCAACAUGAAAGAACUAGCACCCAAGAACGAAAGUUUCACGAACCCGCUUUCUCGUCAUCCGUAUAACUUUCAUCCGGUACUAUUCCUCAACGCAAGCGAUAGUCUGGCCCGGCUGAGACCGAUGUAUGACAUGACUACGAACACGUGGUCCAACGUGACGGUUCUGGAAGAUAUGCAAAUGGUCAACUCAAAGAGCAAAGGUCCAUGGACGACAGCGACGACCAAAAACGACACAAAACUCUUCCAAGCGAGUGUGUGCUUCCUCACUCAGAACAUACCACUCUUAUACAACGUCACGAUGACAGGUAGAGCAAUACCAUACGAACCAACGUCUCUAGCAAAGUGGAGAACACUGCAGGGCAAGAAUGGAACACAAUUUCUCAAACAGCUCGGCGUAGGGGUAUCACCUUCUAAUACUGAAGCAAGAGGUAUUCUAGAUCUGAAGGUACUCUCAGGGCCAGCUUCUAUGGCAGAUGAAGCUGUUGCUGGCUGGGAUGAAUGGGUCUACCAUAUGAUUCAUUCCAGUCUUUUCGAAUACAGUAUUUCCGGCGGAUGGACCUUCAACAACGAUGCUUUAGAAGGAUGGUUUGACACAGUAGCGAAUUGGCCCGCACACCCAGAACAUUCACAUCUCUUUCAGAGUGUUCUCCAAGAAACGGAUGAUCCAGCACGAGCAGUCCAAGAGUUAUUCUUUCGGUUCUACCAGAUGAUCUUCCACGAUAUCCUACCCUACUUCACUCAACAGCAAUCUGUCUCUACGAUAAACGUGAAACAGGUUAUUAUUCCAAACCAAUGGACGGGCUUGAUAAUUAUUUUAUCGGGUGUUAUCCUGCACUUGGUUCUUACGUUGAUAACUCUUAUCAUGUUUAUGGCUUCGACGAAGAGCUCUAUUCUGGGAAAUGCAUGGCAUGCUGUGUCACAGAUUAUCUCGCCGGAGACGAGUGUUGUGGUGGAGACUGUGGCGGGUAGUGGGAUGCGGGAUGUUGAUGUUGCGAAGUGGGCGGAGUCAACGGGUUCUGAUGGGCAUGUGUAUGGGUUGCCGAAUUGUGCUGAUAACAAGGUUCGUAGACGGUAG